CAGCUAUUUAACUCGGAACAUCUGUUGAUCAAUUUGUUCAUCGUCUGACAUCGAAGAAGAUGGUUCCUCGAAUACUAAUAAUUAAUGUUUGCCUACUUUUAGUUUUGCUGCUUGUACUUGAUUUGGCAGAAAGUAGAGGUGGUCGUGGUGGUGGAAGAUUUGGAGGAAGCAGAUUUUCAAGAUCCUCUCGAACAAGAUAUUCUCGAACAAGAUAUUCUCGAUCCAGGAUCUCUCGAUCCAGCAGAUAUGGGAGGUUUGCUGUUGCAAGAACUAAAUACUCUGGACAUCGCCUAAGUUCGUCAUCUCUGAAGAAGGCUGCUAUCAUUGGUGGCACAGUCUAUGGCGCUCGAUUAUGGAUGAGGCGGAGCAUGUAUAGGUCAACGCAUACUAAAUAUCCUGAGGUUUGUUACAAUGAUGUGUAUGAAGGUAAUACUACCCAGAGAUACUUUGGCAGAUUUGUUUGUCCUGGAUACGGAGAUCCUGAUGACUAUGCUUAUUGCUGUGGUGAUAUUGGGAUACAGUACUGUUGUAAAUUUUUUGACACAAGUAGUCCACAAGGAGCUGGUAGGACAGCAGGUGUAGUGAUUGGUGUAUUAAUUGCAGUAGGAAUUGUUGGUGUUCUGGCAUACUGUUGUUUCAAGAAAAGGAAGUCUUUCCAGGGAAAAACACUCUCUAGAACUCCAAAAAAGCAGGAAUUUACACUGUAUGCCACCAGUGCAACAGAUGAGUCAGCUAAGCCAUUACAACCAAUGCCAGAUUAUUCAUCUCCUCCACCACCGACUACUAUGCCCUAUGGAGUUCAACCAACAGCCAGUGGUGCUCCACCACCUCAUCCACCAAGUUAUGGAGAUGCUAUGAACAACCCAUAUCCUGCAGAACCUUAUUCUGAUCCAAUGUACAAACCACCCAUGCCAUCUGAUGAUGUUAACACAGGAGGUAACCUCCCAUAUGGUAUGAACACAGAACCUGCACAAGGAUAUGGACCUGACAGCAACUUGCCUUACGGCUAUCCACCAGCACCUGCAUCUGAAGGAGCAACACCAUAUCCUGGUCCACCAGGGGGGGCUGCACCAUAUCCAUCACCUGCUCCAGCAGGGGGCUUUGUAGCACCCUAUCCAUCAGCACCAGCCAAUGAAGCAUAUCCACCAUCAACAGGAGGAAAUUUGUAUCCACAGUAAUAACAAUAGAUUAUUUAAGUAGUGCUGAAUGCUUAAAGGAGCUUUUUUGUGUAAAUUUAAAAGCUUCUCGUGGAAGUAUUUUGCUGAUGUCUUUUGUAUUUUCUUUGAUUUUUUUUUAACAUAAUGGUAAAAAAAAUCAAAAAUAACCCUAGUGAAGUCCUGGAUUUUGCAUGCUGUUAUCAUGAAAUAGUCUUUAAGAUUGCUGGUAAUCAAUUAGUUUUGUGCCAGUUAUUUUCUAUAUUUUAUGAGUAAAACAAAUCCUAACAAAUUCAUGAUGCUGCGUUAAGCCUUAAAUUACUUUUCCUGAAAAGUGUUAGGUUGGAGUUACCUCCCUUUAGAUGUUGAAUAUAAAUUGAUAUAGUAAAAAUUGAAUAAUCAUAAGUUGUCUCGAAAUGCAAAACGUAUUUGUGUGAUGCUAAGAAAUAGAAAAAAAUGUUGGGUUUUCCAUGAUUUCUGUCCUGUCUGGUUAUGUGUAGAAAUAAUUUUUAUAUCCUUGACAAGGUAUGAUCAUUCUUUCUAAUAUUAUGCAAAACUUUUUUUAUUUGAAAAAAUAAUUAUUUUUCAUUUAUUGAUAUAAAAUUGUAGAUUAAAGAUAUAAACUACAUAUUCUAAUUUCUAUGACCCUGACUUUAUUUUGUAACAUGAUAAAUACUUUGAAAGAACAUUUUGUAAAUGUCACAAAUAAACUUUAAACAGUCACAAAUACCAUAUAGUAAAAGUAUGAUGUAUUAUUUAUGCUUAAAAAUGUUCAUUGUUUUUUGUGAAUUAUUUUUUUGGUGGGAAUGUUGAGCAUCACUAAAACAUUCUAAGUCAGAUACUGUUUUUAUACGACCGCAAAAAUUAAAAUUUUUUUGUUAAAACUUUCUACCUAAAAUAUACUUAAUUUUAUGUUGUCUCACCAGAUAAAGUUGUGCCAUAAAGUAUUGUGUGAACAUAUUGGUCAUUUUAGAAAUGAGGUGGUCACUUGUUUUGUGGAUUUGUAAUAAACCUUGAUUUCAUUUACAUUAUUUGAUGGAAUGUUGGUUUCACUUAAUGAUUAAUAUUAGAACACAGGUGAUUCAUUUUAAUACUUUUAUGAAUACCAAAUUUCGGGGAUUGAAGAAAAAUUGUAUUUUCAUGGAUUUUUUAUUUCAAUGUUUUGCCAAAGGCUGCAUACAAGCCUAUAGAACAUUUGUACUUUGUUGGACAUUUGAAUUAAUGGUUCACCUUUACCCACUCCCACAUACCUGCUAACCUCUGAAACCUUCAAAGAGGGAAAUCUCUCCCUAAGCUAUGACAGCUGAGGGGGAGAUUUUGCGCGAAUGAAAUUUUCAAGUUAAAUAUAUGACCUGUUUAUGUAUUCAUCUACAAAACGCCAAUAAGAGUUAAUAAAUAUACUUUAUUUCUUCAAUUCAUGGUUAGGUUUUUUUUAGCCUUUUUCAAUACCUCCGAGUCUCAUAACUCAUAAACAUUCCAGAUUUUGAUUUUGUUGUGAGUCUCACACUAAACAUGCUUUCAAACAUUGUACAGACCACCAGAAGAAAUCGAAAAGUUGAUUGAGCAUGAUGUGCAAAAAGAUUCAUUGCUAAGUGAACUUGGUCGUAAAAAUUGAAAAUCUUUCAUUCAAAUCUGCAUGACAUUUCGAUUUGCAGUUAUCUAUUUCUUCUUUUUUACACUGCCACUUGGUCCAUACAAAGACCUCUAUCUUGUUGGAGUUGACAUACAAAUGUAGCAGAACUGAAUUUCGAUUACUUCUAUAUUGAACAUAAAAGCUACUGACCAAAAUUUUCAAAUGAUCGCUGAUUAUUUAUUUCUAUUGAAAGUAAUGAAAAAGCCAGAGAAUUAUGAACGCGGGUUAUUCCAGGUCAAAAUAUCCGAAAGCAGGCGAUUCUAUACUCCCGCGCAGGAGCAGACCGGCAAGCGGGAGAUUUCCGAAAUUUCCUCGUUUUGCCCAGGAGACUCCUUCUCAAAACGGGAGGGUUGGCAGGUAUGGUCCCAUAAAUAAUAAUCAAUCCACAGUACAAUAAAUUCAGACAUUUUGUGUCCAUUUAUUGUUGUGAUUCUUCAACAAUGAACAAAAAUGUGAAAUUAAUGAUAGUAAUUUCAGGAAAUGCUUCAUAUAAAUUAUGCUAUAAAAAUUUUGAAAUGCAAGUUGGUUAAUUUUUUUUUGCUAAACGUAAUCCAUCACAAUUUUUACAAAAUAAAAACAUCCCUAACAUUUCUGAAUGUAGCAGUAUGUGAAUAUUGAGAAAAAUCUUAUAUUAAUUAUAUUUAUUUUCUUAAUUAUUUAAUAAAAACUGGAUUGCACAUUAAUGCAAACCUAACACUGUCUUACUUUAUUUGUCUAUACUAAAUAUACCAUUAUGCAAUGCACACACUGUUGUCUGUUUAUUUGUUUAGUAUACAGUUAUUAGCCUAGUGUCUGUCUGUUUAUUUGUUUAGUAUAUAGUUAUUAGCCUAGUGUCUGUCUGUUUAUUUGUUUAGUAUAUAGUUAUUAGCCUAGUGUCUGUCUGUUUAUUUGUUUAGUAUAUAGUUAUUAGCCUAGUGUCUGUCUGUUUAUUUGUUUAGUAUAUAGUUAUUAGCCUAGUGUCUAGUUAUUCAUUAUUAUUCUGUUUUUUAUAAGAAUAUUUUAUUCUUAAAAUUGUUUUUUUUAAAUAUUUUGAGAGUUGUUAUUGUUUUUACAUCUUUAUACCAGGUUUAAUUAAAUGAGCUUUGGCUUAUUAUUUUUUGUUUUAGUGGUUGUUUCAAAAAGGAUAAGUUUAUUUUCAUUGGUUGAUAAACUUUUUGAAUAAAAAUGUGUGUCUGAUUGGAUACUUCAAGGAUCAACUCAUAUAUCAGCUUCUUUUAAAAUGAAUUUGAUAAUAUAACCGGGUGUUUGUUUGGUGAAAAACGUUGAAUUUUGGAGGUUUAAAAUUCUAUUUUGAAAAUAUUUAUUCAAAUCUAAAUUCAGUACAUAAUCAAGGAAAAAGAUUGGGAAUUUGCAACAAUAUACUAUAUGAAAUUUAUGAUAUUUAUUUUCUCCACAGAACAGGCCUUAUUUGGGCCAGAUAUAAGUGUUUAACUUUAUUGUGCAAUUAAAACAAAAAUAGUUGUAUUUUUUAAUGCAUGUUUUUUUAUCUGAGUACCACUGGAUGUUAAGCAGACAACUAUCAAUGAAUAAAUCAAUCUGAUUACCAUAGAUAUUGUAGUAAUUGUACGAUAUAUAUAUAAAUUUUUACUUAUUGCCUACCCUGAAAAAUUGGUUUGAAAUGAAUAGAAUUGAAAUAUGAUGUUAUCUUUAUUACAUUUGUUGAAUUCAAACAAAACCAUGAAAAUUGUGGCAUUUUUGUAUGUUAUUACCUUUUAUGAUAUUGUUUUAGAAGAGUGUCAAAGUAAUGAAUUUUAAAUACAUGUACACAAUAUAUCUUCUUUACUUUUCUAUGAUCUGUAACAAGACAUGCUAUGUAGAUAAUAGUAUACCACUGUUUGCAAAUUUUUACAUUGAGUACUACUGCAAAGUUUUCUGGAAAAUUACGGUAAAAAUUCCAAAUUUUCACUUUCCUUUCACUAAUAGUUCAUACAAUUUAUGUAUAAUCAAGUGAAGACAUAACAUGCAUGAUGAGUGUUUGAACUUCUCUUUAAGCCAUGUAUGGAUUAGCAAGGAUAACAUUAAUUAUUAUUUGUUUUAGGCAUAUACUUAUCUUUGAAACUAAUAACACCUUAUACAUGUACUGAAAACUGCUGUAAAAUUUAUAUUAAACAUUGAAAACACAUUUAUAUAUCACGACACCUAGCUCAGACAAGACACAAAACAAUCAAUAUAGAUUAUAACAUAGUAGUGCUAUAUGUGAAACAUCUUGAAAAUAUUUGGAUAGUAUGUUAAACCCACUGUAAAUAAUAGAUAGUAUGCAAAACACUUUGAAUUAUUUGGACAAUAUGUGAAACACAUUGAAAUUAUUGUGCAAUAUGUGAAGCACAUUGAAAACAUUUUUACAAUUGGUGAAAAACAUUGAAAAAAUGUUAAUACCUUUAUAUGUGAGGCACCUUGUUUUUACUGCAAAAUUAGAAUUAGGCCUAUCUUGAUAUCCUCAUUCCCUAAAAUAGUAAAGUACUAGUUACUUGUCUUGCUCCUAUGCAUACCAAUAUGAUGAAAUCAAGAUUAACCUUUAGGUUUAUGGUUGUGUUUUUAUGUACUUGUCUACAUAACCUGAUAACUUUUUGGCAAGUUUUCAGCUGGUAUUUGAUACUGUUAAUAGUAAAUGAAUGCCACACAAAUUCAAUACCUUUUGCAAACUCUUAUCAGAAAUAUGUAUGAUGCAGCUGAUUUUUUUAUUUGCUUAGCAUGAUAAUUUGAUUGACUAUAUUGUUUUUACUAAUACUUACUGGACCCCUUUUAGUGAAAUUUAUGGUAUGGAGAGAAUAUUUGUUUUAUUGAUAAUUGUAUAAGAUAUACAAGGUGUCAGUUAAUGUUAUUUUUUGUAGUUGUUUUUCAGGUUAUUAUAUAUUUUUAACAAAUUUUAUCAAUAUUUAUAUACAUGUAUUAUUAAAUUUAUAUUAAGCUUUUGGAGUGUAUCCAGCAUAUGAUAACAAAGCAUGUAAUGUUCAGAUGUAUUUGAUUCUUUUUUAAAUAUUUCAGGAAAUAUUUGGAUAAUUUCUGUUAAAUUCAAUUGAUAUGUAAGUAACAUAUAUCUUUAUGUACAGCUCAACAUACAAAAUUGUUGCUGUAAGCUUCAAGAUGAAGAACAACAAUUGUAGUACUGUUCGUCAAUAUACAGAUGUAUUAUUGUUUGUGCUUAUCAUGUGAUAUUUUUUGCCUCACACAUGUUGAUCCUUUAAGUUUUCUGUGUAAGCUGUGAUUUAUUGAAGAAAAACUUAUUUACAUGUAAUUUACUGAAGAAAUUCACUGAAAAUUCUUUGAAAAAACAUCUGUGUAGCUUUGAUGUUUAAAGAGUCAACUAUAUUUGAAUAAUUAAAUUGUUGUAAUUUUUAAAGGUGUACAUAAAUUAUAGCUAUAUUUAUUUAUAACCAUUUUCUUCUUUUAAAGCAUUUAAUCUUAAGGAUGUUCGCUUGUCAUGUUUUGGAAUUUUUGUCAGAUUUUCGGAAUCCUCUGAUUUUAUCCAUUUUAAUGCCUUAAAAAAAUUUGCCCCCUAACCCCUACUUUUCUUUUCAUAAUUUUAUUACACAUAGUUUAAAAAGCCAUAUUUGAAAAUCCUAUAAAAUCCUUGUUAUUUUUUCAUAAUUUUUAAAAGAAAAAGGGUGCCAAUGUUUAAUGUAUGAAAAGUCUAGAGAGAAUUAUAUCCCGCCAAAUUUUCAAUGGCUUAUAUCUUGAAAACAAGCACACGGACCCUUAAUUUUUUCUGCUUUUUUAAUUCCUUUGUUUAUAUACUAUCAAUUUAUAACAGUCUUUUAAAAAUCUUGUUAUUUUAAUACAGAGUAGCAAACAUCCUUAAUUAACAUACUCCACUAGUUGUAUGUUUUUCUUUUAUUCUAUAGUCAUUGAUAGAUGCAUUAAAGAAAUGGUUGCAUAUUUUGCUUAAAAGGAAGAGGCAUUAUAUACCAGAGAAUUAUAGACCUAAGACUCAUGUCAUUUCCAAAGUUGGUUCUUUCUUUAUUUAAUGAAUUGGUCUUCCAUUAGAAUAGCAGAAAUUUUAGUUUUACCCUUUGCCAUGACAUGAUUUUACUACUUACAAUUAUAUAGGCACACUAGAGUGUGAAUCCUUUUUAUUUUUAGAAGUUUUUUUUAUUCUUUAAUAGAAAAUCUCAAAAAUCCUAGACUCCAGUGCCUAUGUCUAAAAAAGUUAACACUGAUAUUGUUUGUAUAGCAUUUUUAAAGAAGAAAGUUGAAUUUCUCUUUGAUUAUUCUUCUAAUAAUGUAUAUUUUUACACCUCAUGUUAGUUUCUCAUUAAAUGUUUAAUCCAGAUUUCUUUAAUUCAGCUCUGAAGUGAUAUUUAUACUGCUAAUGUUGACAUUAUUACUGCAAAUUUAAUAUCAGAAUAAGUAUCAGACAGUUAAAUAAAUAUAUAAGAACUGCCAACUUUCCUAUCAGAUUUUAAACAUUUUUAGGAGAUGCAAUAACAAAUCCCAUAUGGAUAUUUUGAAAAGUUGACAGGCAUUGACUAUAUUUGUUCAAAAUUUAUAAAAUUUUAUAUUACUAUUAGUGAGGAAAAAAGCGUAAAUAUUGAUAGAAGUUGAAUCAGCUGAUUAAAGAUCACAAUAGAACAACAUUGUCUUUUAUGCAACUUAUGAUAACAAUGACUCAAGUUUCUAUUAAGGAAAGAAGGGUGUAUUAAUUUCUGACUUAAAAUACCAUGGGGCACUAUGCAAAACCCUUAGCAAAGGAGCAUUGUGUGUAAUAAUCAUUUUCUCUAUAUGGCCAUGCUGUAAUUAAAGAUAGACCAAUGUUUGGACUGUAUUUCAAUUAAAUUACUUACUUAUAACCUAUAGUGACCUAUAGUUGCUAACUCUACGUCAUUUGGUCUCUUGUGGAAAGUUGUCUCAUUGGCAAUCAUAUUACAUCUUCUUUUUUUUUUAUGCCCCCGCUGUAAAGGAGGGGGCAUAAUGUUUUACCCUUGUCCGUCUGUAAGUCCAAGUUUGAAUUUUGGUGGUGUCACUUUUACCGUUCUAGAGUUAUGCCCCUGUAUAAAUGGAAAAAUUGCUGAAUUUUUCGUUUCCAUUCUUUAACUUAAGUUUGCCUCAACCAAAUGUUAUGAAACUUAUACACAAUGCUUAUUAUUAUAUUUACCACAAAACUCAGAUAGUACUAAUUUAGGUAGCAUCACUUUUACCGUUCUUGAGUUAUGUCCCCAUAUAACAUUAUAUGCAGGCGGGGGCAUGAUCUGUGUCCCAUGGACACAUUCCUCAUUUAUUUAUUUCUUACCAGAGCAAUGAUAGGCUUGAUAUAACUUCUAUGAUAUCAAUCAACCAAGUACAAUGGAAAGAGGAAAUCAUCAUAGUCAUGUUUCAUUCUUUGUGGUUUCUAUUCAGGUGAUGAACUAUUGGUGUAGUGUUUAUACUGAUUUAGUUAUUGGAUUUUUGGAACUUUUUUUGUAGACUAAGUAAUCAUUUUUAAGAUAAUAUAAUGACAUGGAUUGUAAAUUCCACUUUUUAGAAUUAAAUGUUGUGCAAUUUUACAGUUUGUAAUUCAAUGAUUUUGUUACUGUUAAUAUUUGUCUCUCUGUUGUAUGUUAAUCAUUCUGUAAACUAUUUCAUUUGUAUUUUGAAUUGUUCUUUUAAUUUUACAAUUAAAUAUUUACCUUUUCUCAACAAAA
Molecule: messenger RNA, 8405 nt
Organism: Mytilus californianus (California mussel)
Lineage: Eukaryota; Metazoa; Mollusca; Bivalvia; Mytilida; Mytilidae
Exons: 8
Coding region: 60-1178 (372 amino acids)
Source: RefSeq, a predicted model, not a curated record